Arachis stenosperma is the source of this 3029-nucleotide messenger RNA. Its product is annotated as calmodulin-binding protein 60 B-like. The coding region runs from base 412 to 2268 and encodes 618 amino acids. Gene Ontology annotation, biological process: regulation of salicylic acid biosynthetic process. Gene Ontology annotation, molecular function: calmodulin binding; sequence-specific DNA binding; DNA-binding transcription factor activity. The transcript has 8 exons. The record is from RefSeq and is a predicted model, not a curated record. Gene Ontology annotation, cellular component: nucleus. Lineage: Eukaryota; Viridiplantae; Streptophyta; Magnoliopsida; Fabales; Fabaceae.
CAAAAAAUCGCGUUUAAAGUCAAAACAGAAAGUUCGCAUACGUUUCCCCGAAAUUUCUCAGAUUCCGUACUUUUCAUCCUUUCGCACUUCUUUUUCUCUUUCUCUCUCCCCUCUAAUUCUUUUGCACCGUCGGCACGGUCUAUUUGGCUGCUGAGAAAACCAAGCAAAAUUAUCACAAACUGCAGAUUUUUCCUUUAAUUUUCGUUACGCACUCUCUUUUCUUUUUCUUUGUUCUUUUCCGCAUCUUUCUUUUGGCUUCACCGAAUUUACGAGAUCAAACUCAACUGCUGAGUGCUGAGUUUUACGUGGCUGUGUGUGCUGCCUGCUGCGUGCUGUUUGUUACUAUUUUCUUUCACCUUCUCAGCAACUAAUAAACAGGGAGGUUAACGUUCGGUUUGAGGAAUUGGAACAAUGCACGGCAGAGAGAAGCGGUGUUUGGAUUCAGCUUCAGCCGACGAAGGACAACCUGAUCGGAAGCGACCUGCUUUGGCUAGUGUAAUUGUUGAAGCUCUGAAGGUUGACAGUCUGCAGAAGCUUUGUUCAUCACUGGAACCUAUUCUUCGCAGAGUUGUUAGUGAAGAAGUUGAGCGUGCUUUGGCAAAACUAGGCCCUGCCAAGCUUACUGGAAGGUCUUCUCCAAAGCGCAUUGAAGGCCGAGAUGGCAAAAACUUACAGUUGCACUUCAAAACUAGGUUAUCCCUUCCUCUCUUUACUGGUGGAAAAGUGGAGGGCGAGCAAGGGUCUGCUGCCAUACAUAUUGUUUUAAUUGAUGCAAACACAGGGCAGAUUGUCACAUCAGGCCCAGAGUCAUGUGCCAAACUAGAUGUUAUUGUGCUUGAAGGUGAUUUCAAUAAUGAGGAUGAUGAUAAUUGGACUGAAGAAGACUUUGAGAGUCAUGUUGUGAAAGAGAGGGAAGGAAAAAGGCCUCUUCUUGCUGGCGAUCUGCAAGUUACACUGAAGGAUGGUAUAGGAACACUGGGUGAGCUCUCAUUUACAGAUAAUUCUAGCUGGAUAAGAAGUAGGAAAUUCAGGCUGGGGCUGAAAGUUGCCUCCGGUUGCUGCGAGAGGAUGCGUAUUCGUGAAGCCAAAACUGAAGCUUUCACUGUUAAGGAUCAUCGUGGAGAAUUAUACAAGAAACACUACCCUCCCGCCUUGACUGAUGAGGUAUGGAGACUAGAGAAGAUUGGCAAGGAUGGUUCCUUUCACAAAAGGCUAAAUAAAGCUGGAAUAUAUACCGUUGAAGACUUCCUAAGACUUGUGGUCAGGGACCCUCAGAGAUUACGCAAUAUUCUUGGGAGUGGCAUGUCAAAUAAGAUGUGGGAUAUUCUUGUUGAGCAUGCAAAGACUUGUGUUCUCAGUGGAAAUCUUUAUGUAUACUAUCCUGACGAAGCAAGAAACGUCGGUGUUGUUUUCAAUAACAUCUAUGAGCUAAGUGGCUUAAUUGCCAAUGACCAAUAUUAUCCAGCUGAUUCUCUUUCGGAGAGCCAAAAGGUCUAUGUUGACACAUUGGUGAAGAAGGCGUACGAAAAUUGGAUGCAUGUUAUUGAGUAUGACGGGAAGUCUCUGCUAAAUUACAACCAUAAUAAGAGUUUGGACACAUCUCAUCCUCAAGCUCAAAUAAGCUCUCAUGAAUAUUCAAACUCCUUCCAACAGAUUUCAGUCCCAAGUUUACCAGUUCCAGUAAACACAGGGCAGCCUUCAGUGGAUUCAGGAGUAACAGUUGGAGGUUAUCAUGACGGCACAGCUACCAGAUUUCCGAUACAUACACAAAAUGUUAAUUCUUGUGUUCAAUUUGAUGAUAAUGCAUGCCCGCUACAAAAUCAGUUGAAUGCUUCACACCAAGAUCAGCUUCAUAGAGAUGACAGUAUGGUGACACAUGGUCUGUUACAAUCAGCCACUCAUGGCUUUCAGGCUGCCAGCAGUUCAAAUCCUAGUAGAGGAAUUGAGGAAUUGUUCCCAGAGGAAGAGAUUCGUAUUAGAAGUCAUGAGAUGCUGGAAAAUGAAGAUAUGCAGCAUCUGCUCCGUAUCUUUAAUAUGGGAGGUCAAACUCAUGGUUCCCUUAAUGCCCAUGAAGAUGGUUUUUCAUAUUCAUCUGCAUACAUGGCCGCAAACCCAAUGAGCUACAAUUGUGAUGAUGAGCGAGGCUGUUCUUCUGGCAAAGCUGUUGUUGGCUGGCUCAAGCUUAAGGCAGCUUUGAGAUGGGGCAUUUUUGUUAGGAAGAAGGCUGCUGAGAGACGGGCACAGCUUGUUGAGUUGGAUGACUCAUAGAAUAUGCUAUUGGAGGCAUACAUAUUUCACCUGUUAUAAUCUAAUAAACUAUUCUGGGUUUAGCGUCUGAGAGUGUGUUUGUGAGUUGAAAGGAAAGGGAUGGAAGAAAAGGAUUUGAAGAAAAAAAUAUUCUCCAUUUUACCCUUCAAGCUCUUCACUUCCAUAAUCCCAACUCAAUGCUCAUAAACACGCCCAAGUCUUUGUUGCUAACAUGCAGAGUUGCCAUCGCGCUGAAGUUUUGUAGCAUGACCGAAGGCAUGUUACUAUUUGGUGCAGGGUUAAUUUAAAAGCUUCCACUUUGCCUCAAUCGAUAAAAUUCUCUGCCUUUGUAGGAAUGUUGGUCUGCAAAGUCUGCAACUACUCUUAUGUAACUGUUUUACUUGUGAUGUUUUCCACUCAACAUUCCUUCCUGCAAGUUGCGCAGAGACGACAGUUUCGUGCGGACUGCGGAAUCUAAGGAAAGUAGGAUUUACCAGAAUGUAUUAAAUUCUGUGCAGUAGCUUAGAUGUUGUGUAGUAGGCCCCCGUGGCCUCGUAGCUGGAAUCAAUUUGUACUUGUAGCUUGAGUGUCUCAGCAGUUGUAUGUGUCAGCGUAACAUGUCGGGAGGUAAUAGCAUUGUGAUGAUGCUAAUAAUCAUAUGUAGUCAGAGAAAGAUGCUUAAUCCGGCUUUUGUAUAGUGGAUGUACUUGUAGAUAAAUAAAUCAAUAAUUUUAGCUGCGGAAUAAUAAUACUGUUAGUCUGUUACACGCGUGGAAGAAUUU